Verticillium dahliae VdLs.17 is the source of this 660-nucleotide messenger RNA. RefSeq names its product CMP/dCMP deaminase. Bases 1 to 660 code for a protein of 219 amino acids. The record is from RefSeq and is a predicted model, not a curated record. Gene Ontology annotation, molecular function: catalytic activity. The transcript has a single exon. Lineage: Eukaryota; Fungi; Ascomycota; Sordariomycetes; Glomerellales; Plectosphaerellaceae.
AUGCCGUCCCACACAUCCAAAGACCUGCUGGCAGCCCUCCUCAAGACGACCGAGGCCGACAUCAUCCCCCUGACGCGCGAGGGCGUCACGUCGGGCAGCAAAGUCUUCGGCGCCGCGAUCCUCUCCGCCGCCUCCCUGGCACCCUACACCGUCGCCACCAACGACGAGCGCACCUCGCCCCUUCUCCACGGCGAGAUCAACUGCAUCCAAAAGUUCUACACCGUCUCCCACCCGGACCCGGCCUCGCGGCCGAGCCCCGGCGACGACUGCGUCUUCUUCGCCACCCACGAGCCCUGCAGCCUCUGCCUCAGCGGCAUCACCUGGUCCGGCUUCAAGGCGCUCUACUUCCUCUUCACGUACGAGGACAGCCGCGACCGCUUCGCCAUACCCUACGACCUCGAGAUCCUGGAAGAGGUGUUCCGCGUCAAGGCCGACGGCGAGACGGACGCCGCGCUGUCCCGGCGCGCGCUGUACAACAGGAGAAACAAGUUCUUUGAGGCGCGGAGCCUCGGGGAUCUGGUGGCGGACCUGGAAGACGUUGCUGAGCGGGAGCACUGGGCGGCCGAGGUCGAGCGCGUCAAGGACCUCUACGACGGGCUCAGCAAGACGUAUCAAGAGGGCAAGAAGUCUGGAGCCGCCACCUCGAGCACGUGGACGUAG